Acyrthosiphon pisum (pea aphid) is the source of this 760-nucleotide messenger RNA. RefSeq lists its product as uncharacterized. Bases 335 to 679 code for a protein of 114 amino acids. The transcript is spliced from 2 exons. The record is from RefSeq and is a predicted model, not a curated record. NCBI's taxonomy places the organism in Eukaryota, Metazoa, Arthropoda, Insecta, Hemiptera, Aphididae.
CUUCCUGCAAAAAUCAUAAUAUACUCGUAGUUAACGGCUAUCAGAAUAUUAAUCUGACCAGUCCAACAACGAGAAUAUUACACUGGCGCAGUCGAGUACGGAACUUUCAAGGAGUUAGAAGCGAGUCAAGCAGUCAACGCGGCGGAUUUCAACUUCUGGGGUCGAGGCGAGCAGUCAAUUCAACGUCAGAGGUCCAGUUCCGGUGCAGCGACUACUAUCAACGUUUCAACUCCACGGAGGCAGCUCACACGAGUCACAGUCGAGGACCGAUCACCCUUGACAACUCCGGAGAGAAAGAACGAGUCAAGCAAGCAGAGACAGACAAAUAGACAGAAUGGCCCAAGCAGUUGGAGCAACAGUAUUGAAUAAAAAUCUAUUGUUUUGCGUCAAUUUGGACAUUGCAAUCUUACAUGGGGAACACGAUACAAGUUCAGUAGGCGGCGGUAAUGUACCAAAAUGUUUACCUGGACAUAUAGAAGUAGCAAAUAAACAGUUAAGCGAACCAUUUUCGGAAAGUGAACUUAAACGUAUUACACAAAGCCUUGUGACUUUCUUAUAUGAUAUGUCGAAAAGAAGAGGGAAAUUAGGUACACAGUGUUGCAAGGAUCUGGUCGAAUACAUGGAUUAUGUACCGGAACCAGAAACGUUAUUGAAGUAUAUAGACGAAUAUAUGAAAUAGGCUAAUAAAAGUAUUGAAUAAUUAUUAAUGAUGUAGAAAUAAUAUAGGAAAAUUAGUAUAAAUUAAUUAAGAGUUAGUUAU